AUGAACUACCUUGUCGAUGCGUACCCCGACUAUGCCGCCUCCGUACUUGCAGGGAACGACUUUUCUCAGUCUUCCUUCGGUACUGGUUUCCCACUGUUCGCGUCAGCUAUGUACCGCAACCUCGGCGUGGCCUGGGCAAGCUCGACACUCGCAUUUAUAUCUCUUGCAUUCAUUCCGGUACCUUCUAUCUUUAUGGCAGAGUGCUUCGCGUAA
Molecule: messenger RNA, 213 nt
Organism: Penicillium pulvis
Lineage: Eukaryota; Fungi; Ascomycota; Eurotiomycetes; Eurotiales; Aspergillaceae
Exons: 2
Coding region: 1-213 (70 amino acids)
Biological process (GO): xenobiotic detoxification by transmembrane export across the plasma membrane
Molecular function (GO): fluconazole transmembrane transporter activity
Source: RefSeq, a predicted model, not a curated record